This is a messenger RNA of Cololabis saira (Pacific saury), 3658 nucleotides long. It is a transcript of the gene znf710a, whose product is annotated as zinc finger protein 710a. The transcript is spliced from 5 exons. Gene Ontology annotation, cellular component: nucleus. The record is from RefSeq and is a predicted model, not a curated record. Lineage: Eukaryota; Metazoa; Chordata; Actinopteri; Beloniformes; Belonidae. The coding region runs from base 2 to 2077 and encodes 691 amino acids.
GAUGAGAUCCCUGAAACACCUCAAACAUCACUCCAGGAACAAUGUGGAGGAAGAGAGUGGCCACUUGGUGCGUUCCUACCCAAAGAUGACUGAAGGCCACGUGGACGUGGGCACGCAGACGGAGCCUGUGGUGGUGCUGUCUCUGGCUCAGGCUGCUGUCCUCGGCCUCAUCUCCCAGAAUGAAAUAUUUGGGGCCACCAUCGCCCCUAACGGCUUUUACACCGGGGAGCCCAGGGACUGUCCCCCUCCUCCCCCCGAGUCGCUGGAGUACGAAUACGCCGACCAGCUGAUAGGGGCCAACGGAGACUACUUGGCCGAGCCGGCGGGUGAGUCGGAGCCCCAGCCCCACUGCAGCGAGAGGAGACGGCCCGGACCCCGCGGGAGGACCAAGAGGCCGAGGAGCGACGAAGAAUCGGACGCUCAACCGCCCAAACAACCUGCUCCUCAGGCCCUGGUUAAAGGUGAAAGACUUGAAACUGAAACUACCCCGUCCUGCAUUCACACGAACAGCAGGCACAACCCCGACAAGUCAGAGGGACAGGCCGCUCAGCAAGGUCCUCUGAAAGAGGAACCACCCUUCAGGAACUGCCCCUCGUGCGUGAGAGACGCUCCCAGGCCGCAGACGGACGGACAGCCGGAACAACAGCGGCAAGACACUUGUGGAAGGGAGAAGGAGAAGAAGGAAGAAGAGUUGGUGGUAGAAGAGGAAGAACAACCCGAGGCACUGAACCUAAAGACAAGUACGGAUACGGGAAGUCCCCUGGAGAACCGCUUCUACGAACCCAACGAGGCCGCUUAUGAGUCCGCUGACAUCGCCAUGCCGGGAGAGUACGAGGAGAGCAGCCAGGCCAUGCUGUGGUCGGACCCCGAGGGCCUCGCCAGACGCAUGCAGAUCGACCGACUGGACAUCAACGUGCAGAUCGAUGAGUCUUAUUGCGUGGAUGUGGGAGAGGGUCUGAAACGCUGGAAGUGCCGCAUGUGCGAGAAGUCGUACACGUCGAAAUACAACCUGGUCACUCACAUCCUGGGCCAUAAUGGAAUUAAGCCCCACGAAUGUCUGCACUGUGGCAAGCUUUUCAAGCAGCCGAGCCACCUGCAGACUCACCUGCUCACCCACCAGGGGACCCGACCGCACAAGUGCACCGUUUGUGAGAAGGCCUUCACGCAGACCAGCCACCUGAAGAGGCACAUGCUGCAGCACACGGACGUCAAGCCCUACAGCUGCCGCUUCUGCGGCCGCGGCUUCGCCUACCCCAGCGAGCUGAGGACCCACGAGAACAAACACGAGAACGGCCAGUGCCACGUGUGCACGCAGUGCGGCCUCGAGUUCCCGACGUACGCUCACCUGAAGCGCCACCUGAGCAGCCACCAGGGGCCCACCACGUUCCAGUGCACGGAGUGCCACAAGUCCUUCGCCUACCGCAGCCAGCUGCAGAACCACCUGAUGAAGCACCAGAACGUGCGGCCUUACGUCUGCCCAGAGUGCGGCAUGGAGUUCGUCCAGAUCCACCACCUCCGUCAGCACGCCCUCACUCACAAGGGUAUGAAAGAAUUCAAGUGUGACGUCUGUGCCAGAGAGUUCACUCUGUCUGCCAACCUGAAGAGGCACAUGCUGAUCCACGCCAGCGUGAGGCCCUUCCAGUGCCACGUCUGCUUCAAGACCUUCGUCCAGAAGCAGACCCUGAAGACGCACAUGAUUGUCCACCUUCCAGUCAAGCCUUUCAAAUGCAAGGUCUGCGGCAAGUCCUUCAACAGAAUGUACAACCUCCUCGGCCACAUGCACCUCCACGCCGGCAGCAAGCCUUUCAAGUGUCCUUACUGCACCAGCAAGUUCAACCUGAAGGGCAACCUCAGUCGACACAUGAAGGUCAAACACGGUAUCAUGGACGCCACGAUAGACGGCCACGAACCCCCACAAGAGACAGAAGCGCAGGAGGACUAUGAAGAGGAGAGCUUUGAAUUCAGCGAGCGAGAAAACCGGGCGAACAACAACAACACACCGGAUGUGGCCAAAAUCUCUCAAAUGGAGUAUUACAGCACCUAUGGAAAGAGUGCAGGGCGCUUCAGCACUGCAUGAAUUAUUGAAAUGAGCCCAAAUUGAACAGAAGUCUGAACUAAUGAAAAACAGGAUUGUUUAUUUUAUUUCAUGCUGUUAAAGGCAUAGAGCUGGGACUCCUGCAGGGGGCCGGGAGGCCCAGCACACUGCACAUCAUUAUGCACUGGAAUCACUGCUAGCGUUUGAAAUCUAUACUUUUUAUGCGAGUCAUAUUUUCAUCCAAAACAUUGCAAGUAUCAGAUUAUAUGAAAAAAGGGGAAGUCUAAAAUAGAAGUAUUUAGCUAAAUGAAAGGAAAAAAAAAAACCUGACAAAACUAUGAAUUUGUACAAGCUGUCAGCGGCUUAACGAGAUCAUCUGAGCCUAAUUAUAAAAGCACAUGUCCGGUAACGACGAGCGUCAACUGCUUCUGUUCUGUUACACUGCACUUACCCAGACAAUCCCGUUUCCUCUGAACCGAUGUGAGGCGUGAGGGAAAGGAACAAGCGUUCUUUUACUUGCCAAAGCUCAUCGAGAGGAUGAAAGAUACACUUUGAUUUAUACUGUGACAAAUUAAAAAGGUCUGCAAAAUGACUGAAACUCUGGUUUGGUUUGCAACCUGUGCUUUAUUGUAUAUUAUUGUACAGUGUAUCAGUCCUGUAUGUCGGCUGGUACUCUCAACCGGUGCACCGCACUGAGGACCACUUUGUCUACUUUUUACAUUUACAAGCAUCACUGUAUUGAUCUCUAGUCUAUGAAUGUAACAGUUUCAGUAGAAUGUCUUCAGAUGCUAAUGGAAAUAGGUCUUUUAAAAUGGUGGGAUCCCUUUACCAAAGAACUGGAUCAAAUUUUUGCACCUAUGGGUGCUGCCGCGCUCUCUCCUUCUCUCUCGCUGGACACACUGGAUUUACCGGGGUCCGACUGCAAACCUCAUGAAAUCCCAUUCACAUUCACCUCCGAGCCAUUUAUUUCAAAUCUCAUCAAAAGAUUCACGCAGAGAACAGACUGGGCGUCUAAACGAACCUCACCAUUUUACACCAUUUUAUCAGGAUAUUCACGAGGUAACGCCGCAGUUUUUAUUUAAAAAAUAAAUAAAUAAAUGUAAACCCAGCAUUUGUUCUGCAGUUUCUUUUUCUGUUAAAUGUGUGAAUCUCAACAAAAACCCUCCCAAAAAAAAGACCAAACUCGGACAGAAAUAUUAAGUGCCCCGGUGUGUCUGCGAGAGCACGCCAUCCAUCACCCUGCACGCUGGUCUCGAGUGAUGAACGACAACCUCCCAACAUGUGACAGGGCCGUGGACCUUGUGGAAAAUCAUUUGGAAAUGCUCAAUGUAUUCAGUUUCCCACUGCUUGGCUUUUCAAACUUGUAUCCUGCAAACAAGGCGUCCAUUUGAAAAUGAUAUCGUGCAUUGAAAAUAAAAAUGCUAAUUUUGUUUUUUUUCCUUUUCUUUUAUCAACAGUUUCUGUAUUCAGCGUCACUAUUUCAGUGAUGAUACAAAAAGGGAGAAAUGUUCGGCUUACAUGGCUUUCUGUAUUAGACUUUAGUGUGAAGAUAAUAUGAAUAGAGUUGUAUGUAUAAUGUUGUGUACCAGGCAAAGCUGUAAAAUAAAUUUAUUUACCUUUAGA